Molecule: messenger RNA, 3477 nt
Organism: Miscanthus lutarioriparius
Lineage: Eukaryota; Viridiplantae; Streptophyta; Magnoliopsida; Poales; Poaceae
Source: the annotation of a GenBank genome assembly
AUGGCCCGUUCCGGCCGCCGGCGGCGGGACCGCAUGCGGUGGAGCAAUCUCUACACCUUCUCCUGCUUCCGCGCCCAGCACGGGCACGCCGGCGACGCGGGCCCCUCCUCCGACGGGGCUGGCGCCGUCGGCGGGCCGGGCUUCUCGCGCGUCGUCUACUGCAACAACGCCGCCCUGCAGAAGCCGCUCAAGUACGUCACCAACUACAUCACCACCACCAAGUACAACAUCAUCACCUUCUUCCCCAAGGCCAUCUUCGAGCAGUUCCGGCGCGUCGCCAACCUCUACUUCCUCCUCACCGCCAUCCUCUCGCUCACCCCGGAGGGGCUGGAGGACUGGCGCCGCUUCAUCCAGGACAUGAAGGUGAACAACCGCAAGGUCAGCGUGCACAAGGGUGAUGGCGAGUUCGACUACCGGCACUGGGAGGACCUUUGCGUCGGUGAUGUCGUCAGGGUUGAGAAGGACCAGUUCUUCCCUGCUGACUUACUGCUACUGUCCUCGAGCUAUGAGGAUGGCAUUUGCUAUGUUGAGACGAUGAACCUCGAUGGUGAGACGAACCUUAAGGUGAAGAGGUCACUUGAGGCUACGCUGCCGCUGGAAGAAGACGAGUCAUUUAAGGAUUUCCAGGCAGUGAUACGUUGCGAGGAUCCCAACCCGAGCUUGUACACGUUCACUGGUAACUUUGAGUAUGAGAGGCAGGUGUACGCCCUUGAUCCGUCUCAGAUACUUCUGAGGGACUCAAAACUAAGGAAUACAGCCUUUAUCUAUGGAGUGGUUAUCUUUACUGGCCAUGACAGUAAAGUCAUGCAGAACUCAACUGAGUCGCCAUCCAAGAGGAGCAGGAUUGAGAAGAAGAUGGAUUUAAUUAUAUACAUCCUGUUUACUGUGCUCGUGCUGAUAUCAAUCAUUAGUUCAGUUGGAUUCGCUGUGAGGAUCAAGUUCGAUUUGCCCAACUGGUGGUACUUGCAGCCACAGAAAAGCAAUAAAUUAGAUGAUCCAUCACGCCCUGCUCUUUCUGGGAUAUUCCAUCUAAUCACAGCUCUCAUUCUUUACGGGUAUCUGAUUCCAAUCUCGCUGUAUGUUUCGAUUGAACUUGUGAAGGUAUUGCAAGCACAUUUCAUUAACCAGGACAUUCAUAUGUUUGAUGAGGAGACUGGCAAUACUGCUCAGGCACGUACAUCAAACUUGAAUGAGGAACUUGGCCAGGUUCAUACUAUCUUGUCAGAUAAAACUGGUACUCUGACCUGCAAUCAGAUGGACUUCCUGAAGUGUUCAAUUGCUGGAGUAUCAUAUGGCGUGGGUUCAAGUGAAGUUGAACUUGCUGCUGCAAAGCAGAUGGCGUCAGGUGCUGAUGACCAUGAUAUCCCUUUACAAGAUAUAUGGGAGGAGAACAAUGAGGAUGAAAUCGAGUUGGUAGAAGGAGUCACCUUUAGUGUUGGGAACAACCGAAAGCCCUCCAUAAAAGGCUUCAGUUUUCAGGAUGACCGUCUCAUGCAAGGGAACUGGACCAAGGAGCCAAAUUCUUCCACGAUUCUACUCUUCUUCAGGAUACUUGCUCUGUGUCACACAGCAAUACCGGAGAUAAAUGAAGCAACUGGUUCUAUUGCCUAUGAAGCAGAAUCACCUGAUGAGGGGGCUUUUCUUGUGGCAGCCAAGGAAUUUGGAUUCGAAUUUUUCAAGCGAACACAAUCAAGUGUCUUUGUCAGGGAGAAACACACUUCUUCGGAAGGCACAAUUGAGAGGGAGUUCAAGAUUCUCAAUCUAUUGGAAUUCAAUAGCAAAAGAAAACGAAUGACUGUAAUUCUGCAGGAUGAAGAUGGUCAAAUUCUUCUUUUUUGCAAAGGAGCAGACAGCAUCAUAUUUGAUAGACUGGCAAAAAAUGGAAGAAUGUAUGAAGUUGAUACAACUAGGCAUUUGAAUGAAUAUGGUGAGGCAGGCUUGCGAACAUUGGCACUAUCGUACAGGGUGCUUGAUGAAUCAGAAUAUUCUUCUUGGAAUGCUGAGUUUCUUAAAGCAAAGAUCUCUAUUGGGCCUGAUAGAGAGUUGCAACUUGAACGAGUCUCUGAGUUGAUUGAAAGAGAGCUGAUCCUUGUUGGUGCAACUGCUGUAGAGGACAAAUUACAAAAAGGGGUUCCUCAGUGCAUAGAUCGUUUACGCAAGCAGGCUUUACUUUCAUCUUUGACAACUGAGCAGGUUGCAAAGGAGAGUCUCCUGUCGCAAAUCGCCAAUGGGUCACAAAUGGUCAAACUCGAGAAGGAUCCAGAUGCAGCAUUUGCUCUAGUUAUUGAUGGAAAAGCUCUGGCAUUUGUUUUGGAGGAUGACAUGAAGCAUAUGUUCUUGAACCUGGCAAUCGAGUGUGCUUCUGUCAUAUGUUGCCGUGUGUCUCCAAAGCAGAAAGCACUGGUGACUCGGCUCGUCAAAGAAGGUAUAGGACAAACCACUUUAGCAGUAGGUGAUGGUGCAAAUGAUGUGGGCAUGAUUCAAGAAGCUGAUAUUGGAGUUGGUAUAAGUGGGGUAGAGGGCAUGCAGGCAGUGAUGGCUAGUGAUUUUUCCAUUUCUCAAUUUCGGUUUCUUGAGCGACUUCUUGUCGUCCAUGGACAUUGGUGCUACAAGAGAAUUGCCCAAAUGAUUUGCUACUUCUUUUAUAAGAAUAUUUGCUUUGGGCUUACAAUAUUUUACUUUGAAGCAUUCGCUGGGUUUUCUGGGCAAUCUGUAUACGAUGAUUGGUUUAUGCUUCUUUUCAAUGUUGUUCUUACUUCGCUUCCUGUUAUAUCACUCGGAGUAUUUGAGCAAGAUGUUUCGUCCGAAAUCUGCUUACAGUUCCCAGCAUUAUACCAGCAAGGGCCAAAGAAUCUUUUCUUUGAUUGGUACCGAAUCCUUGGAUGGAUGGGGAAUGGCCUCUACUCCUCUCUGGCCAUAUUCUUCCUCAAUCUCUGCAUAUUCUAUGAUCAGGCAAUCCGUGAUGGGGGGCAGACUGCGGACAUGGCUGCGGUGGGAACUGCCAUGUUCACCUGCAUCAUCUGGGCUGUCAACAUGCAGAUUGCCCUAACAAUGAGCCAUUUCACAUGGAUUCAACAUCUCUUUGUAUGGGGCAGCAUAACAACUUGGUAUCUCUUCAUCCUCGCCUAUGGGAUGACAUUGAGAUCCCGCGACAACUACCAGAUCCUGUUGGAAGUCCUUGGGCCAGCUCCCAUAUACUGGGCAGCGACGCUUCUGGUGACUGCUGCUUGCAACAUCCCCUACCUGAUACACAUAUCCUACCAGAGGUCGUGCAAACCACUUGAUCACCAUGUGAUUCAAGAGAUCAAGUACCUAAAGAAAGAUGUCGAAGACCAGACAAUGUGGAAGAGGGAGCGGUCGAAGGCCAGGCAGAAGACAAAGAUUGGUUUCACUGCGAGGGUUGAUGCAAAGAUCAAGCAGAUCAAGGGGAAAUUGCAUAAGAAAGGCCCAUCUUUAACAAUCCAUACAGUAUCUUAG